Glarea lozoyensis ATCC 20868 is the source of this 897-nucleotide messenger RNA. RefSeq lists its product as uncharacterized. Gene Ontology annotation, cellular component: nucleus; cytoplasm. NCBI's taxonomy places the organism in Eukaryota, Fungi, Ascomycota, Leotiomycetes, Helotiales, Helotiaceae. Bases 1 to 897 code for a protein of 298 amino acids. The record is from RefSeq and is a predicted model, not a curated record. Gene Ontology annotation, molecular function: RNA polymerase core enzyme binding; RNA polymerase II CTD heptapeptide repeat phosphatase activity. The transcript has a single exon.
AUGGCGAGUCCAAGAAUGCCGAAGCCUAUACUGAAGAAAACCUCCUACCCCGCCACGCCUGUCCGUAACACAUCGACUACCAUAUCUACCCCUUCGCGAGAAGAACGAGAUCGAGAAACAGCAUUACAACACGCGCGAAUACUACAGGCGCGCAAAGAAGUCGAGCUUGAUAUUCUCUCGGCUAUAGAGGAACUCUUAGACUAUCCACUCGCCGGUCCACCGCACGAUUCAAGCAACCCUUCAGUAGAAGAUGCGCAAACCUUCAAGAACCUCCUCAAGCCCUUCCAACCCAGCGACUAUGACGAUUUAAUCGUUGAACGCAACAUCGGUGAAAACUGCGGCUACGCGCUAUGCGCGAAGCCAAGAGUGAAAGAUCCUUUGGGAGGCAAGUACAGGAUUGUAGGCACGCGCGGUAGAGCAAAGGAUUUCAAGGUAGUUGAGAGAGGAGAGCUUGAGAAAUGGUGUUCAGAAGCUUGCGCUAGGAGAGCGCUUUAUAUAAGAGUUCAACUCAUUGAAAGUCCAGCGUGGGAAAGGGAUGUUGCUCAGUCAUUUGUCAAAAUCGAUUUACUUGACGAGCCCAAAUCACAAGAUAUCGUGGGAGGCUUGGAGAAGAUGAACCUGGAUGAUAAAGAAAUACAAGAUUCCACGCAGAACCGACAAGAUUUGGCACUUGAAAGAGGUGACCAGUCAUUUGCUUCUAGGAAUGGGCUUGUUGAUGUCAAAAUAUUAGAGAAGGAUGUGAAGCGCGAGGCUGAGGCUCCAUCGUUGGAAGAGGAUCUAAGUGGAAAGUUGAACACGAUGCAUUUAUCUUUGGAAGGGCAUUUACCAAGAUUUGAGCAACAGAAGAAAUCGCUCACAGAAGACGAUGGCGACGAAGAUAUGGACUGGAAAUUGUAA